This is a messenger RNA of Telopea speciosissima, 511 nucleotides long. RefSeq lists its product as uncharacterized. The transcript is spliced from 3 exons. The record is from RefSeq and is a predicted model, not a curated record. NCBI's taxonomy places the organism in Eukaryota, Viridiplantae, Streptophyta, Magnoliopsida, Proteales, Proteaceae. Bases 59 to 511 code for a protein of 150 amino acids.
GUUCCUCUUUUAAUCUUUUCAAGCUCUUUCUAUUAGUUUGUUGGUCUACUUCGUCAUCAUGGCUACCGAUGAGAGAGUUGGGGCUGAAAUCAUCCGUGGAAAGGAAGCCUGUGAUCGAUUUUCGGCGGAGCUUAUGAAAGAGCUUGGAUUCCCUAGUGGUGUCCUUCCCAUGGGAGACCUUGAAGAAUGCGGGAGGGUGAGAUCCACGGGCUUCGUUUGGUGGAAAUGCAAAGCCCCUUAUGAGCACUUCAAUCCAGCUACAAACACCAAGAACAGCUAUGCUGCCGAGACCACUGCCUAUGUUGAAAAGGGGAGGAUGAAGAAGAUGACCGGAUGCAAGGCCAGGACACCACUGAAGCUGUGGGUUCCGGUGGCAGAGAUGUACAUCGACGGAAACAAGAUGUCCUUCAAGUCAUCCAUGGGAGUCGGCAAAUCCUUCCCUCUCGUCUCUUUUAUGAACGAAGAAGAAAAGAAGGCUUGUCUCCAACAAAAUGGCAGUGCAGCAAAUUAA